CCUAAACCUAAAACUAGUAAAAAAUUAAUAAGACAGACCCGCAAAAUGUGCAAACCUCACAGACACCGUAUGUUUGCUACAGGACCUUCUACAGGUACCUAUUGCCGAUGAUGGUGGAGGAGGGAACAGUGAGGAGGACAGGGAGAAAGAUGAGGGCGAGAGGUGGAGGAAGAGUACAACCUCCGGUUGAGUUAGCAUCCCCAGAGGAGGAGUGUGUCAAGGAGAGCGAGGAGAGUAAGGAGCAAGAGGACAUAGAUUACGCUGCACGCCCUAAGCCUUCAUCCAAGGAGUUCACCCUCCUCCUUUUUUGACUUGGAUGCCAUCGCUUGACUUAGGAUUCAUCGCAGUGAAUUCAUCACGGUGGAAUACACAAUUUAGCAACGCCACUUUCUGAAGGAGCUGCACAGUACCCAGUGGUCAGUCAGAACUUGGUGACAGACAAUGUGUCUGUGGUGGAGGGAGAGAUGGCGAUCAUCAGCUGUCGGGUGAAGAACAACGACGACUCUGUUAUCCAGCUGCUUAACCCCAACAGGCAGACAAUUUACUUCAGAGACAUGAGGCCACUGAAAGACGCUCGCUUUCAGCUGGUGAACUUCUCAGACAAUGAGCUGCGGGUGUCGCUGUCUAAUGUCUCGCUGUCAGACGAGGGUCGAUAUGUUUGCCAGCUCUACACAGACCCCCCGCAGGAAGCCUACGCUGACAUCACUGUGCUAAUUCCUCCAGGUAACCCCAUCAUUGAGGCCCGGGAUGAGGUCCUGAGUGAGGGCAAUGAGACAGAGAUGACCUGCACCGCCAUGAGCAGCAAGCCCGCCGCCACACUCAGAUGGAUGAAGGGAGAUAAGGAGCUCCCAGGCAAGCCCAAGGUUGAGCUGACCUACGACAAGAUGUACACAGUAACCAGCCGCCUGACAUUCACCGUGAGUAAGGAGGAUGACGGGGUACCUGUGGUUUGCAUCGUAGACCACCCUGCAGUCAAGGACUUCCAAGCACAGAAAUACCUGGAGGUGCAGUACAAACCGGAGGUAAAGAUUGUGGUGGAAUUUCCUCAGGGUCUGACCAGGGAAGGAGAGAACCUGGAACUGACGUGUCAGGCCAAAGGCAAACCCCAGCCUCAACGGGUGAAUUGGGUGAAGGUGGACGAUGAUGUGCCGUCCCAUGCCGUCAUUACUGGUGGUGAUCUCUACAUUGAAAACCUAAACAAGUCCUACAACGGAACCUACCGCUGCGUGGCAUCCAAUUCAGUGGGGGAGUCUUAUGAUGACUACAUCCUCUAUGUCUAUGAUGCUCCCACCACCACCCCUAUACCCACCACAGCCACCACCACCACCACCAUCAUCACCACCACCAUCUCCUACCCCGAAGCCAAUCAAGACACUGCGCCCAGCACUGAACCUGCAGCUCAUGAUUCUCGAGCCGGAGAAGGAGCGCCCAGAACGGUGGAUCAUGCAGUGAUUGGAGGAGUGGUGGCUGUGGUCGUCUUUGCCAUGCUCUGUCUACUCAUCGUCCUGGGGCGCUACUUUGCAAGACACAAAGGUACCUACUUCACACACGAAGCCAAAGGAGCAGACGAUGCAGCGGACGCAGACACAGCCAUCAUCAACGCAGAGGGUGGCCACACCAACUCGGACGAAAAGAAAGAGUACUACAUCUAAUCAAAACAGGACCCCUCACUCUAGUGUCCUCUUUGGGACACCGAGCUGGUUUUGGGGCCAGGGGAAGGGGGAGAGGGGGGGUUGAUAGAAGGAUUGAAGGUUCAGGAUCACUUAUAGUGAGAGUAGAGGGGUCAAGGAGGAGAAGAGAAAUGGGUUUUUAAAGAAAGGCCUGGUUUUAAGCCGUUGUUUAGUCUAGUCUGCAGAUGUAGAUGGAAUGUUUUGUGUGUAAAAAAAAAAAAUUCAAAAAAGGAGAAAAAAAUGGGAGGGUUCGGGUUUUCGGUAAGACGGGGAUGGGUUCGGGGUGGGAGGGUUACGCCAGAUGUUGCCAGAAAUCACUGUAGAGAGCUUCACCAUUCAACACCUCCCUAACUGCUGGUACGAAUUUUAUUUAGUUCAACCAUUUGCAGAAAAUUCUGUGCCUUGUUCUGAAUUUUUUUGUUCUAUCCAUACUUUGGAUUUGUGUUGAUCCUCAUUUGCAUAACCUCGUUGCUCCCCCUUUUCCCCCUUUCAUCUUUCUCACUUGUAAUUAUCAAUGUGCUGUUGGCUUUUGUAUGAGGGUAAAAUUACACAGCCACUUUAUUCAUUUUCCUAAAUGUAUCUGCACACACGCAUCCUCUACAUAACAAAAAACACUCUCCAGUAUACUGUGAUUUGUCUGAAGCCAUUACUUCCCUCUCUUCUCUUUUUUCCCCUAAAGUUUUGACGGCUCCAAAAAUGCAUGGAAUGCUUUACAUAUCAUUGUACAAAGGACAUAAAUGAGAAACAGGUUGGAGAUACUGUUUAUCCCCUCCCUGCCCCCUCCUAAACACAAACACAUUUCAAAACAUAAUCAAAAUGAAGGCAGUAAAGGAUAAUAUGAAAUGAUCUCCCCGUUUUAUUGGACCAAGUCAGCUCCUAAAUUUGUUUUUAGCAACCUUAUUUUGUUCUUCAGAGCAGAUAUACUGCUGCAUUUUAAACAAUUACUUUUCUUAGUAAAAAGAAGUAGUACAUUAUUUUUCCUGAAUGUGCUGCCAUUUCAUUAUAGUAAUUUCUUCCUCUGUUCAGUGUUUCUUUUCUUCUAUUUGGCUGAAUGGUAGCCCUGUUUUCCCACUGGCUUUUAUUGAAUUGUAAUGAUGAGAUUCAAUUGAUUUCCAUCUGUUCUCUCGCCAGAAUAUAUUUUCUUACAAAUGGGAAAGUAAGAAAAUAUAAAUUGUUUUAAAGCUGGUGUUUUGGCAGACUCUCAGUUAAGAUGCCUCAGUAAUAAAAGGCUGUUGGAAAAGAAAUAUUUGGUGUUAAUUUUUGCCAACCAGCAGCCAAAAGAUGCUGCGUACUGUACAUAACUUUACUGAAAAGAGAGGCAGCCUUAACCAAACUCCAAACUGAAACACAUUCUAAUUUAUGUUACUUUUAGGAAUACAUAAUCUGCACAAAACAUAAAGAGGGUUAUGGUAGUCCAGGUCCUCCCAUCAGCGGGUUCAUGUUAUUUCAUAGACACACAAUCCAGUAUAAUUCAAGCCAAUGGAAUCACAGUUGUAUUGUACACUAAUCCUUACUAAGAAAUAUUUUUUGCAACUUACUAUAAUUACAAUGGAGUACCUUGUGGAUUUUAUUGUAUCACAGUCAUUGUGAGUUUUGUCAAAUUGUAAAAACAAGCAAAUGUUUGGGAAAGUAAAUAUCUUCAAACUGUAAUGCUCUGAGAGACAGGACAGUCUUUCCACUUUUCAUCACUCCUUCUGAAAUAUAUACCCUAUGGUUUUGCUUUGAUACAGCAGCUUGAGCGCAUCAACAUUUGAUAUUUUUUGCAUGUCUGUACGUGCUAAAACCCAUUCUCUCCGCUUCUCUAUCUUGCUUUAUGUAUCGCCUGCCAAAACUGAAUGAGGAUCUGUUUUGCUGUGCCAGCUGGGGAGCACUGAGGAAUGCCAAAAGUAAUUAAUUGUUUGUAACAGAACUUAAUACACACGUUGUGCUCCGUGGUGUUAAUCCAUGGUUUGCAUUAAUGCCCUGGCUUCUUAACAUGGCAAUGAGGGUCUAUUGACGGCAUUAUUUGUCAAUAUUAUGUGUUCACACAGCAAGCAGCUCACUUAAUGAAUCCUUACUCUAUGUGACAGUUCGGGUGUGUAGGGGAGUGCAGUAUGCAUAUUCAACGUUUGAACAGGCAACGUAUGAACAUUUCAUGGCUUUAUGUGUCAUGAUAUCACAUCAUUCUGAACAUUUUAUCAACACAAAUGAUAAACUUAUCAUCAGCCCCAGUGGUGACUGCAGCCAUUCUUCAAAUGUCAUAUUUUAAGGUGUGGAAAGGAUAGAAUCAACUGUACAAACCAAAUUCUAUCAGUAGUGAAAAAGUGACAUUUAUUGUGUUGACCAUCCAUUUUCUGUUGAGUGUAAAACCAGAUGAGGUGUAAUGAUACACAUUCUUUUCUAUCCAUCCAUUAGCUUAUCCUUUUCAGGGUCACAAGGCAUUCUGAAUGUGUGAUGCAGACAUUAUUGGAGAUAUUGUUAUACAUCCAUUAGUGUAAGCCUGCUAAUUACAUACUAGGGUGUCAUCAUCCAUUUUCUGUGCCCCCUAGAAAUGUCUGUUGUUUUGCAGUUUUGGAUGACUGUCAGCAUUUCUGUAUUUGCUUGUGUUCUUCUGUAUUUCCAGCACGUCUUUAUGCCUUGUAUGUGUUGUCAAAUUGGACUAUGUGUGCUUUCUAUGAAUGCAUCAUAUCUGUUGUCAGAGUGGUAAAGAUCUUCUCUUCAUUUUUCUUGUAUUUUAGAUAAGGCCAGUGUUUCCUUAAAGUAACAUUAUCUGACUAUUUUACCUUGAAAUAACCGCUUCAAAAAUAGUUUUGAUGGUACACUGACUUGUAAUAGGGAGAAUCACCAUUACACCUCUUUCAUUCCCACUCCAUGCCGGAUUUAAUGGGUACCAUCUCCCUUGAAAAGUUCAUAACACUUAACAUGUCACUUUGGCACACAUAGAGUAACCUAGCUCUGCAGUUUUUUCUUUCAUUUAUCAAACCCUUUAAUGAAUUUUGUAUUUGUUGUCUGAGCAAUUGUUAGGCUUUGAUUUCUGCGGCUGCAGAGACUGCUGUUGUGGCUGCUUAGCAAACGUUACAUAGUGUUGCUUUUAAGUUUCACUGCAUUGCACUCUAUUCACCACUGAUUUCACCCUAAAGAUUCCCCUGAACUCCACUUUUACACUGAAUCCUCUCUGACAAAUUAAUAGAGUUGCUUGCCAUGUGAACACUCACAUCUAAGAUUCAGUACUUUACUGCUACGUUAAAGCAUUUGAUUGGAUUCUGUGAAUGAGCAAGUCAAAUUGCAACACAUUACCAGUGCGAUAGCUUUAAUAUAUCACAGUCAUGCAUGAAGACAGCAUUUAGUCUUUCCAUAUCGAGAAUGUGGGCCUAAGGUUGUCCAAGGUAUUUGAGGAAGUUCUUAUGAAAUGCAUAGUGCAAAUUUCACUUUCUUGACCAUAAGGCAUCUGAGCUUUUUAAAGUCAUCAAAUAUUUUUUUCUGCAGUUUUAGAAGGCAGCAAGUGGGCUAUGCGGAGCUGUGGACAUACUUUUAGCUUUUCCAUCCGCUGUGGCAAUUGUAGAUGGGAGUUACAUGAGGGAUGUUGAAGACUAAGAUCAAAGAUGCCGUGUCCAACUCUCUCCAACUGUUUCCUCUUCUGUUAAAACUUGAGUUAAUUUAAAAGUUCUGUACUCAGAAAGGAAUUACCACUAAGUUAACACUGUAUGCUGAUGACACUGUUUUGUGUUUGUUAGUGGAUGGGUGGGGGUGGGGAAGGGUACUGAUUAGGUUAGAUGUUUUACAGUCUGGUGUCUGAUAAAAUUAUUAACUGACUUGUUAUCGUUGCUUUAUGAAUCACAGAGCAGAUGUCACUUCAUCUGUAAGACUGAGAUUGUGUGAUUUGUAUUUUACAGUGAGCACUAUUUCGCUUCAGUGACAUGUGGCAGCUUCCAUUUAAAUCAGACUUCAAAACAUGUACUUGCCAAUAAAGGAAUAGAAGUGAAUAUUUUGUCUUCUCCCUCCAGGCUGAUGCAUUAAUAUUUUAUUUGUGAAUAUUGAACCUUUUGUGGGUAGGAACGGCAGGAGUGUUUCUCCAAAUGUUUUUCCUUAACAAUAAGAUUUUCUGUUCUUUCAAAGUUCCAGUUAAAAAAGUAAAAAAAGUUACAUUUGAGUAGGUUUAAAUAUUCAGAAAUGGUGAGGAUUCAAUUUGAAGUUAGUAGCAGAAUCAUACUUAAGGUUAUUGUAUGUAUCACUUUAUUUUCUAUUGAACACCCAGUAAAGUAAAAACAACAAUGGAUUUUGGUCUGACAGUGUAACUGUUGUAAAUUUCUCCACAUUAAAUUCUUUUGAUAAUGUCCUGUCUCAGGUUCAUGCGUUGCUGACUGAUGUGACUGCAUCUCAGGUAGAAUGCAAAGUUUAGGCCCCACCUAUCAGUGACAUAAAAGCAAGUACAAUGCAUCCUCAUCAAACCAAGUGCAACACAUAAUUUUAGAUCCAAGAGGCAAAAUUGGUGAGAUAUUUUGCAUAUAUGUUGUACAUGUUUUCUGUAUUUUUCUUAAUAUUUGGUGCACUGUAAAAGAUGUGUUAAGUAUUGCUUUGUGUUGACAUAGGUCAUAAAGAGUACACUGUUUAUUGGAAUGAAGCAGGAUCAGAAACUUCUUGUGGCUGUACUACUGUCACUUUCAACGCAACACCGCCUUUAGAAACUCGUUUGAUUCCCAAAAAGUUUUGAUUGUUUCACCAGUCAUUGUUUUUAGAUUAAUUCUUUUUGUCUCUCUGCUGUUCUUGGGAAAUGUUAAUGUGUAUUAAUGGAGAAAAGGAGUUCCACAUUCCCAUACAUAUUUUGUAUUGGUUCAUAAAUAGACAUUUUUACAAAACAAUGAAGAGUUCUUGUCUUAAUAAAAAAGAAAAGAUAUUAAUGUCCAAAAUAAAAAGUGUUGUUAUUGUUUUUUA
Molecule: messenger RNA, 6581 nt
Organism: Lates calcarifer (barramundi perch)
Lineage: Eukaryota; Metazoa; Chordata; Actinopteri; Centropomidae
Gene: cadm1a
Product: cell adhesion molecule 1a
Exons: 14
Coding region: 465-1652 (395 amino acids)
Biological process (GO): detection of stimulus; cell recognition; susceptibility to natural killer cell mediated cytotoxicity
Cellular component (GO): synapse; neuron projection; plasma membrane
Molecular function (GO): signaling receptor binding
Source: RefSeq, a predicted model, not a curated record